CGGUUUAUGUCUUCACCUUCACUCUCCGCAACUGCACAUCCAUAAAACCGUUCCUGCCAUGCCACUCCCUCGCAAAACCAAAUAAACUCACCUGCGAUGUUACCGGGAAUUCCACCGGCUCCACCACCGGAAAAUUAGCCGAUCAUUCGCUGGGAUCCUCACUGUAAUCACAAUGUCGUCGUCACCGCAGAGCGUAAAGCAGAGAGUCUUCGCAUGCCUGACCAAACUCUCCGACCGCGACACGCAGUCUCUCGCCGCUGCAGAACUCGAGUCCAUCGCUCGGUGUCUCGAUGCGGUCACCGUGCCAGCGUUCCUAUCGUGCAUGUACUCCACUGACGCGUCCGACAAGCCACCAGUCCGCAAGCAAUGCGUGCAGCUGUUAGGAUUCCUGGCGGAGACGCAUGGCAACAUGCUCGCACCGUACCUGUCUAAAAUUAUCGGUAGCGUUGUGCGGCGGCUCCGCGACGCGGACUCGUCGGUGCGAUCCGCGUGCGUGAGUUCGGUUGCGGCAUUGUCGCGGCAUGUCAGCAGGCAGCCGUUGCAGUCGUUCGUGAAGCCGUUGGCGGAGGCGCUGUUCACGGAGCAGGACCAGAACGCGCAGGUCGGAGCCGCGCUGUGUCUCGCCGCCGCGAUCGAUGGAGCUCCGGAUCCGGGCCCGGCCAGGCUGGCGAAGCUCCUGCCGCGAUUUGAAAAGCUUCUGAAGCGCGACGGGUUCAAGGCGAAGCCCGGGCUGUUGACGCUAGUGGGAAGCGUCGUCGCUUCCGGCGGCGCGUCCGGUCACGCGCCCUUGAAGAGUUUGGUCCCGUGCUUGGUAGAAGCGUUGAGCAGCGACGAUUGGGCCACGCGGAAGGCUGCGGCGGAGACUCUCGUGGUGGUUGCCAACGUAGAGAGGAAUUUCUUGUCGGAGUUCAAGGCCGAAUGUGUGAAAGUUUUUGAAAAUCGACGGUUUGAUAAGGUAAAGUUAGUUCGGGACGUUAUGAAUCAGAUGUUAGAAGCGUGGAAGCAGAUUCCUGAUGUUUCCGAUGAAGUUACGCCACCUCCUAAAUCGCAACCUUCUUCUAAAGAGAAUUCAAGUGAUGGACGCUAUCCUGCUGUCUCUCAAAAUUCAUGUAGUCCUGGUUCAGUGAUGGCCAAUCUGCGGAAGAAAAAUACACCUUUUAGCAGAUUCAGUCCAGCAGAUAGUUUUUCUGCUAGCAGUGCCAAGACUAGGAGUGCUUCAAGUGGCAACAACAAGAGAACGAGUUCAAUUGUUUCCCGAAAACUAAAUCAUAAAAAUUGGGAUACCCAAGUUGCUGUGGCUGAUCAGGGAGGUCUUCAGGAGAUGGAUGGAAUUGUUUUGGAAAGUAACAAAAUGGAUAAAAGCAGAUUUUCAAAGCCAGAAAUGAAAAGGGCACUGCUAUAUAGAGGUUCUGACGAUAGAAUACACAAGUAUGGUGGGUCCAAAGCUGGAUCUCGAGUGGUUCCAUAUCAUGAAGAAAGUCAAGACUCAGUUCCUGUCAGUGAUGUCUCUAAAGAUCUGCAUAGGAAUGACAAAGAGAGUGAAGACUUAUCGCUGAUCCGUGAUCAGCUACAUCAGAUUGAGAAGCAGCAGUCAAGUUUACUCGAUCUUCUGCAGAAAUUUAUGGGGAGCUCACAAAAUGGAAUGCGUUCUUUAGAGACUCGUGUGCAUGGCCUUGAGUUGGCAUUGGAUGAGAUCUCUUAUGAUUUGGCUAUAUCCAGUGGAAGGAUGACUAAAUCUGAUGUUCAUGGCAACACAUGUUGCAUGCUACCUGGAACAGAAUUUUUGAGCUCCAAAUUUUGGAGGAAAACACAUGGUCGGCAUUCAAUCCCACGGUUCUCUAGAUCAGGUGGCACUUCAUCACUUGCUGCCACGAACUCUCAAGCCGACAAGAAUGGUGAAACCAAGUUGACAAACCAUAGAUUUAGGCCGGAUGGAGGAUUCAUCACUAAUCCACUGGCAGAGAUUCAUGCAGAUUCGAGGAAUUUUGCUACAUCGGAGCUAGUUUAAAAAUGAAUGCACAAUCUAGAAUGCAAGUUUGAUCUUUUCAUUCUCUCUCAAUAUGGAAGGACCCCCUUGAUGGGAAUUACAAUUCAAUCAGAAUAUCUAAAUUUGUGGCACUAGAAUUCCAUCUGGUCUUGUUCCAGGUGAAGAAAGGCGUGAGCGGGCUGGACCAGCAGUGCAGAAUUUCAUUUGCAUAUUCGUGAUAAAUCUUUGGACAAGAACAGCAAAUUGGAGUGAGUUCGCGACUAAAUACCACACUAUUUUAAAUAAGGGUGAUUUUGUAUAUGUACAGAGAAAUGAUAGGCUGCUUUUUUUAUUUUAUUUUAUUUUAUUUUAUGAUUAUUGUGUUGCAUAAUUUCUUCGAGUUAUGUUAAAGGUUCUCUCUCUGCACUGGCAUGCGCUAUCGGCAUUUCAUCAUUGGAUAACAUUGUUUCUAUUCUUGUCUCUUAUACUUCAUGCUACUAUUUGUCUA
This is a messenger RNA of Vigna radiata var. radiata (mung bean), 2474 nucleotides long. Its product is annotated as TORTIFOLIA1-like protein 3. The record is from RefSeq and is a predicted model, not a curated record. The coding region runs from base 173 to 2008 and encodes 611 amino acids. Gene Ontology annotation, cellular component: microtubule. NCBI's taxonomy places the organism in Eukaryota, Viridiplantae, Streptophyta, Magnoliopsida, Fabales, Fabaceae. Gene Ontology annotation, molecular function: microtubule binding. The transcript is spliced from 5 exons.